This is a messenger RNA of Plasmodium relictum, 1521 nucleotides long. It is a transcript of the gene PK2, whose product is annotated as protein kinase 2, putative. The transcript has a single exon. The record is from RefSeq and is a predicted model, not a curated record. NCBI's taxonomy places the organism in Eukaryota, Apicomplexa, Aconoidasida, Haemosporida, Plasmodiidae. The coding region runs from base 1 to 1521 and encodes 506 amino acids. Gene Ontology annotation, molecular function: protein kinase activity; ATP binding. Gene Ontology annotation, biological process: protein phosphorylation.
AUGGAAAAAAGAUAUCAUCAAUUGUUUAAAGGGAAAAGGAUAGAAUUUCCGUUAGCAACUGGUGCUGCAUCACAUGUGUCAUUAAUAUAUGAUGAAAAAAAAAAUCCAUAUUUAUUAUGUUGGACUUCUUUUUAUCAAGAAAAGCCAGAGUUUACUGUACCUUUGAAAGGGUGUAGAAUAAUUAAUAAUAUUACAGAAAUAGGACCUUGUGUUCACAUAAUUACAUCAAAUGAAGAAUACCAGUUUCAAUGCAGAAGUAAAGAAGAAUAUAACGAAAUGAGUCAAUUUUUUAAUAUGCUUGGUUUUCCUAUUUUAGGAUUUAAGAAUGUAUAUGUUUUAAAUAAAAAAAUAGGAAAAGGAAGCUUUUCUACAGCAUAUAUAGGUACAAAUAUACUAUAUGGUAAUAGGGUAGUAGUUAAAGAAGUAGAUAAAUCUAAAGUUAAGGAAUCUAAUGUAUAUACUGAAAUAGAAGUCUUAAGAAAAGUUAUGCAUAAAUAUAUAAUAAAGUUAAUUUCAGCAUAUGAACAAGAAGGAUAUGUUUAUUUAGUUUUAGAAUAUUUAAAGGGUGGAGAAUUAUUUGAAUAUCUUAAUAAUAAUGGGGCUUAUCCAGAGCAAAUUGCAAAAAAAGCAAUUAAAAGAAUUUUAAUAGCUUUAGAAGCUCUUCAUUCUAAUGGAGUUGUACAUAGAGAUUUGAAAAUGGAAAAUUUAAUGCUUGAAAAUCCAAACGAUCCAAGCUCUUUAAAAAUAAUAGACUUUGGAUUAGCUUCAUUCUUAAAUAGUCCUUCAAUGAAUAUGAGAUGUGGAUCUCCAGGUUAUGUUGCUCCUGAAAUUUUGAAAUAUGCCUCUUAUGGAACAAAAGUUGAUAUAUUUAGUUUAGGUGUUAUUUUAUUUAAUAUACUUUGUGGUUAUCCUCCUUUCAGAGGAAAUAAUGUAAAAGAAAUUUUUAAAAAAAAUAUGAGAUGCCAUAUAAGCUUUAACACAAAACAUUGGGUAAAUAAAUCCGAUAGUGUAAAAGAGAUUAUAUUGUGGAUGUGUAGCAAAAAUCCAGAUGAUAGAUGUACUGCUUUACAAGCAUUAGGGCACCCAUGGUUCUUGCCCAAAUUUACCGACAUGCAUAUAACGGCAAAUGUUAAUGAACUUAAAAAUAAAGAAAGUAUUAUUCAAAAAGUAGCUGAACAGGAUUUAUGUAAAAAAUGUAAACAUUAUAAUAUUGAAAAUAAUGAUAAUAAUAAUUAUAAUAAUAAUUCCAUUUCACGCAAAAAUAGUAAAAGUAAUUACAAAAAUCAUAAAAAAUAUUAUGAUACAAUGCUAAAAAUUGAUGACAAAUAUUCAGAUAAAAUUAUUAAAAAUAAAAGUAGUAUUGGUUCUAUUUCUUUGAAUAGAAAAGAUUAUGAUGUAUGUCUUUCAAAUUCUAAUGGAUAUGAAACUGUUGUAUUGCAUGGGAAUUACCCCGUUCCAAAUCGCUCUUCAUCAUUAAUAUCAUAUAAUCAAUUAAAAAGAAAGAAUAAAGAAUUAAUUUAA